This is a messenger RNA of Polychytrium aggregatum, 694 nucleotides long. RefSeq names its product CuZnSOD. The record is from RefSeq and is a predicted model, not a curated record. NCBI's taxonomy places the organism in Eukaryota, Fungi, Chytridiomycota, Chytridiomycetes, Polychytriales. The transcript is spliced from 5 exons. Gene Ontology annotation, molecular function: superoxide dismutase activity; copper ion binding. Gene Ontology annotation, biological process: removal of superoxide radicals. The coding region runs from base 155 to 616 and encodes 153 amino acids.
CGGAAGAUGUGGAGGGGCAGAGCACCCCGGCGACGACUGCGACGCCCAUAAAUACCUCGUCUGGCGGUUGCCCCCCCGCCGGCCAACUGCCGCCACUGCUCUCGCUGCUCCCACCGAUCUCUUCCCUUCGCGAUCCAUCACAUUCCAUCCCACCAUGGUUAAGGCUGUCUGCGUUGUCCGCGGCGACUCCACCGUCACCGGCACCAUCACCUUUGUUCAGGAGGCCGAGAACACCCCCACCUCCGUCGAGGUUGCCCUCUCGGGUCUGACUCCCGGCAAGCACGGCUUCCACGUCCAUCAGUUCGGCGAUAACACCAACGGCUGCAUCUCCGCUGGAGGUCACUUCAACCCCCACGGUCACACCCACGGUGCUCCCGAGGACGCUGUUCGCCACGCCGGCGAUCUCGGCAACGUCAUUGCCGGCCCCGAUGGCACCGUCAAGACCGUCCUGACCGAUUCGCAGGUCCAGCUCCUCGGCCCUCUCUCCGUCAUUGGCCGCACCGUCGUCGUCCACGCUGAUGAGGACGAUCUCGGCAAGACCCUGCACGAGCUCUCCAAGACCACCGGCAACGCUGGAGGUCGCCUUGCCUGCGGUGUCAUUGGCAUCUCGCAAUAAGCAAUACCACAUUCACUGUCUCUCCUGAACUUCAACAACGGGCUGCCCUCCCGAAUACACAAUUCCCAUCGCCACAUG